Molecule: messenger RNA, 2425 nt
Organism: Aegilops tauschii subsp. strangulata
Lineage: Eukaryota; Viridiplantae; Streptophyta; Magnoliopsida; Poales; Poaceae
Product: putative disease resistance protein RGA1
Biological process (GO): defense response to other organism
Molecular function (GO): ADP binding
Source: RefSeq, a predicted model, not a curated record
CAUGGAGAUGAAGAUGGCCGUCAACGCGGCCAACUGGCUCGUCGGCAAGGUGCUCAGCAAGCUGUCCGACGGGCUGGUGUCCACCUACAUGGCCAGCUCCGAGCUCGGCAGCAAUUUCCUGAACGCCAAGAACCAGCUGAUGUACACACAGGGGCUGCUGUCCGCAUCCGUGGGCAGGGACGUGGGCGACGAUCCUGGCCUGCGCGGACUUCUGGGGACGCUGAGCAAGAAGGCCGACGAAGCCGGGGACGUGCUUGAUGAGCUCCACUACUUCAUGAUCCAGGUGAGUUGCUAUGUAGAGAUCGAGGUGCUGAAACAGUAAUAUAAUCCGUGAUGUAGAGAUCUAGGCGCCGUUGUCUAAAAUGCUUCAUGAUUCACCCACCCAGGACGAGAUCGAUGGCACCAAGGAGGCUGCUGCGGAGGUGGGCGGCGGCAUCAAGGGCCAUUCGGUCCAUGGACGCCAUGUUGCUCGCUGCACCCUCGGCAACUACCUUCCGUGCUUUUCAUCUCUGCGCACUCUAGGUGACGAGCCUCCUGCAUUUUCUGAUGCUGCUGCCACCAGUGAGCUACAUAGUGAACAUAUUAAGUUGCCAUUUAACAGAGUAGCCAUGUCCAAGAAAAUCAAGUCUGUCAUAGAGGAGAUGAACUCCAUAUGCCUGCUUGUCUCUGACCUGCUCAAAGUCAAAACUGCAAACCACAGUAGCAUUGCAUUAAGCAGACAUGUCACCAUUGAAAGGCCUCCAACUGGUUCCAUAGUUCCACAAGAUAGAAAACUGUAUGGAAGGAAUGACAUUUUUGAGCAAACUGUAAAUGCACUCACCGGUGGCACCUACCAUGAUAAAACCCUCUCUGUCCUGCCUUUCGUUGGCCCUGGGGGCAUCGGAAAGACGACCUUCACACAGCACCUGUAUAAUGAUGAAAGAAUCAAGGGGCACUUCCCUGUCAGGGUCUGGGUAUGUGUUUCAACUAAUUUUGAUGUGAUUAGGCUCACCAGGGAGAUACUUGGCUGCAUACCUGGAACUAACACAAGCACAAUUGAACCAACAAACUUAGACCAACUUCAGACAGCCAUUGCAGAGAGACUGGACUCCAGAAGGUUCUUAAUUGUGUUGGAUGAUAUGUGGACUUGCAAGAGUGCGCGUGAUUGGGAAAACCUAUUGGCCCCAUUCACAACAGGAGGAACCAAGGGCAGCAUGAUUCUUGUUACAACUCGAUUGCCAUCUGUAGCACAAAUGGUCAAAACAACUGAUCCAAUAGAGUUGCAUGGUUUAGAGCCUGAUGACUUCUUUGCACUGUUUGAAUCAUGUAUAUUUGGUCAUAACAAACCCAGGCUUUAUGAUGAUGACUUGGUCAAUGUUGCAAGAGAUAUUGCAAAGAAGCUAAAGGGUUCGCCACUGGCAGCAAAUACAGUUGGUCGACUGUUGAAGAAAAACAUCUCUUGGGAAUAUUGGAUGGGAAUUCUUGAAAAGAAUGAAUGGCAAAGUGCAAAAAAUGAUGAUGAUAUUUUGCCAUCCCUAGAAAUCAGCUAUAAUUACCUUCAUUUCCAUCUGCAGAAAUGUUUUUUUUAUUGUGCCCUCUUCCCAGAAGAUUACAAGUUUUAUGAUUUAGAAAAAAUCACUAAUUUCUGGAUUGCAGUGGGCAUUGUAGACUCAAGUUGCCGAAAUGAUAAGAAUUACUUAGACGAACUAGUGGACAAUGGUUUUCUCAUAAAAAAUAGUGAUAGGAAUGGUGAAUACUAUGUGAUGCAUGAUUUAUUGCAUGAACUGUCUCGGAAUGUUUCGUCACAAGAGUGUGUGAACAUAAGUAGUUUAAGUUUCAGAGUCAACGACAUACCACAAUCUAUUCGGCACUUAUCAAUCACCGUAGAAGAUAAAUAUGAUGAAAGUUUUGGUCGAGAAAUAUGUAAACUGAGGAGUGUAAUAGACAUUGGAAAUUUGCGUACUUUGAUGGUUUUUGGACCACAUGAUGCAGAAACAGGUGAUAUUCUGAGAGAUGCAUUUGAAGGAAUAAAGAGUCUUCGAGUUCUAUUUAUACCUAGUCUCCCAGGCAGUUUGCCAAAAAGCUUUUCAAAUCUUAUCCACCUCCAAUACCUUACAAUCAUGCCACCUAGUGAUGCGGGCCAUUGCCUGUAUCUACCUAGGACAUUACCAAGAUUUUACCACUUGAAAUUCUUGGACCUCGAUGGUUGGUUUGGUUGGGAAUGUAAUGUAAUUUUGCCUAAAAACAUUAGCCGCCUCAUGAAUUUGCGCAUAUUUAUUCUUCCAAAGAAUUCCAUUCCCGUAUUCCUAAGGUCGGAAAGAUGAAAUGGUUGCAGGAGCUAAGAGAAUUUGAUGUUAAGAAGGAAAGUGUUGGAUUUGAACUGAGCCAGCUGGGGGAACUGACAGAGCUUGGGCAGCUUGGUAUAUGUAAUCUUGAAACCGUGGCA